Molecule: messenger RNA, 2386 nt
Organism: Epinephelus fuscoguttatus (brown-marbled grouper)
Lineage: Eukaryota; Metazoa; Chordata; Actinopteri; Perciformes; Serranidae
Product: dnaJ homolog subfamily B member 6-like
Exons: 8
Coding region: 750-1565 (271 amino acids)
Biological process (GO): protein refolding; positive regulation of proteasomal ubiquitin-dependent protein catabolic process
Cellular component (GO): endoplasmic reticulum membrane; cytosol
Molecular function (GO): Hsp70 protein binding; ATPase activator activity
Source: RefSeq, a predicted model, not a curated record
UACAGCGCCUUUAAAAGGUUAGGCUGGCCAGUAAUGAGAUAUACCAGUGCAGGGCAGAUGCAGCAGCAUCUGUAAUUACACAUCAUCAUGUAUUAGUUGAUUAUAUUUUGUAUUAAUAAUGUUAAUCCUCAAAAAUAACUAAAGCAGACAAGUAAAUGUGGUGGAGUACAAUACUACCCUCUGAGAUGAACAGGAGUAUCAGUAGCGUUAAAUUGAAAUUGAAACAUCAUAAAUCAUAGUUAAUGUGGGGGAGAGAAAACUUUUGGGGGGUAAAUAAUACGCCAGAGAGCAUAAAGAGCAUAAAAAGCAUCAAAAUAGAGCUUGUUCCAUGAAAAAAAAAUCUUAGGGUCCGGGCUAAGCCCCCAAUGUCCUCAAAUCCGAGAAACGCCCCUGGUGAGGAAAUAUGUGACGGUGAUUAAAAUAGCCUAUGUCACGGUUGCUGUCCAAGGUGCUGAUCCUGGGACAGCCCCGGAGGUGGGAGCGACUUCCAGAAGAUGGCAGCAAUGCGAGCAGGCAGCUGUUAAACAUUUGAGGAGGAGAAGAAGAAGAAGAUGGUGGAGUCAGAAACAGGACGUUGCGUCUAAUCUGAAAACCUGCAGAUUGCUGAACAUGAAUAAACCUGUUUAGGUUCUGACACAACCUAAAUAACAGGCAGUCUGUCUGACCUCCAUAUCUGCUGAGAGCACGGACAGCUGGACUUGAAUUGGGUUCAUCAGGCUCACUGAAGUUCUUCCCUGCAUCCACUCAUCAUGGUGGACUACUACCAGGUUUUAGGAGUUCGGAGAGAUUCGUCUGCAGAGGACAUAAAGAAAGCCUACAGAAAGCUGGCAUUGAGGUGGCACCCUGAUAAAAACCCAGAGAACAAGGAGGAGGCUGAGAAGAAGUUUAAGGAGCUGUCAGAGGCAUAUGAAGUUCUGUCUGAUGCCAACAAGAGGAGCAUAUAUGAUCGCUAUGGCAAAGAGGGACUGACAGGGAACAAUGGAGGAAGAGGGGGCCAUUUCCACAACGGAGAUCAUUUCCAUGAACCAUUCACAUUCCGCAACCCAGACGACGUCUUCAGGGAAUUCUUUGGAGGCAGUGACCCAUUUGCAGACUUUUUUGGUGCAGAUCCAUUUAGUGAUGAUCCAUUUUUUGGCAGUGGCCGGCGGCACCAAAGUCGGGCAAACCGCAGCCACCGGACAGGUGGCUCAUUUUUCGGGGGCUUUGUUGGUUUUCCUCCCUUUGGUGCUGGCUUCACACCUUUUGACCCAGGCUUUGGUUCUUUUGGCUCUAUGAGCACCAUGGGUCAUAUGGGUCACAUGGGUCACAUGACAACCAUGGGCAGUCUGGGAGGUGGAGGCUUCACUUCUUUUUCCUCCACUUCCUUUGGAGGAGGAGGAGGUGGAGGAGGAAUGGGCAACUUCCGCUCUGUGUCCACCUCCACCAAGAUCAUCAAUGGCAGGAAGAUCACUACUAAAAGAAUUGUGGAGAAUGGUCAGGAGCGGGUGGAGGUGGAGGAGGAUGGGCAACUUCGGUCAUUAACCAUUAACGGUAAGGAGCAGCUGCUGCGACUGGAACACAAGUAAAGACAGAAGCAUCAUCUGCUGGAGAAGUGUUACCUCAGCACAAACAUACCAACAAACUUGAGCUCCAAACAGAAGGAGAAAAAAAGCAACAAAACAAUGUAAUAAUAGUGCUCUACUGUUGUUUGGAUGUACAUACUUAGGUUGUGUUUAUUUCCCCUCAUGUCCUCUCCCUGCUGACUCUCAUUUGUUAACCAAUGAUUCAAAUCAGACGAUUUGGAUGCAGACUUUUCUAUGCAUUUUGUUAAUGUAUUUCUGAAUUGGAGCUGUCCUUAUAUUUUGGCUCAGGGUGGUGUUAUUGUUUCAGUGUUUGGGACCACAGUAUUGUUCUAAUGUAUAUGACCAGAACCCUCCCUUCCUCCCCUCCUUAUUCUUUCUGUAUGCGCUCCACUGUGUGUCGGUCUUUGUGCAGACAGCACACACACUGUGUUCAGAAAACAAAGCAUGACUUUGCUUUUUCAUCUGAAUAGUGAAAAAAACAAAAAGUGUUGAAUUUGAUUUUAAAAAGUGGGUAGGAAUAACUGAAGCAUCUUCCCCCUCUCUAUUUACUGCUUGUCUAACCUCUUCUUAGUAAUAAUUCUUUUUUAUUAAAAAAAAUGCUGGUAGGAUGAGUUAUGCAAUUUUAUAUGUUCUAAUACCAAUGUGUUUUUUGUUUAUUUAAUUAUGCAUGUACACCUUAUGAUGUUGAGUCUUAAUGUUACAGCUGCAUUAUGAUGCACAAUUAAUGGAAGGCAUUCUAUAAAUGAUAUAUGGAUAUAGAAGGAAUUUUGUGUACUUUGUAAACCAAUAAAUCUGAGCUUCAUCCUGUUUUCAGGAUGCUAAAA